This is a messenger RNA of Echinostoma caproni, 549 nucleotides long. The record is from the annotation of a GenBank genome assembly. Lineage: Eukaryota; Metazoa; Platyhelminthes; Trematoda; Plagiorchiida; Echinostomatidae.
AUGGCCUUCGCCCUAUCACUAUACAUGCUUCCUGCCAUCCUUGUCUAUCGGGUAUUUCGAAACUAUCGCAAAAUGCCCAUCAAAAUAUUACACGCUGUCCUGCAUAUCCUGGCAUUCCUGUUUGCCGUGGUCGCAGUCAAAGCAGUGUUUGAGUUCCAUGACAGCCGACGCAUUCCUAACCUCUACAGCCUACACAGUUGGAUUGGACUAGUUGCACUCGUUCUGUUUGGUGUACAAUGGGUUUGUGGUCUGAUUACCUUCCUUGUACCACAAAUACCUCAACGUCCACGUGCCACCUAUCUACCCGUUCACGUGUCUUUUGGGACUGGCCUGUUUGUUCUCAUGAUUGGAGUUUGCAUCUCCGGAAUCACCGAGAAAAAUCUGUUCUCCCAGGCUUAUCCAUCUCUCCAGACCCGAGAAGUGCUUGGAAACGUGUUGGGCGUAUGCAUUGUUUGCUUCGGUGCUGUUAUUUACUAUUUGGUCACGCAUCCUCAGUAUCGUCGAGUUGAGGUGAUCUCCCCGGAGCGUCGUGCUUUGAAUCAACAAUAA